AUGUCUGCGUCUAAAGUAGUAAUCGUAGCAGUAUUGCUUGUUAUUAACAAUUUUUGUUUCAUUGAUUGUAAACGAUUGCAGGACAACGAUUUUGCACGGCAAUUUUUAUUCCGCGGUGGCUUCGAACCACUGAGAUAUUAUUUGAGUCCAAGUGAUGGUGCAUACGUUGCGAAACGUGUACCGAGUGCAGCAGAUAUGAUGAUACGUUUCGGAAAACGUUUUGGAAACGUUGAUGCUCCGAUUGGCGAUCUCAACGAUAAUUAA
This is a messenger RNA of Acanthocheilonema viteae, 264 nucleotides long. The record is from the annotation of a GenBank genome assembly. NCBI's taxonomy places the organism in Eukaryota, Metazoa, Nematoda, Chromadorea, Rhabditida, Onchocercidae.